AUGACUGGUCGAGGAAAAGGAGGCAAAGGUUUAGGAAAAGGUGGUGCUAAACGUCAUCGUAAAGUUCUUCGUGAUAACAUCCAAGGCAUCACCAAACCAGCAAUUCGUCGUUUAGCUCGACGUGGUGGUGUCAAACGUAUUUCUGGGUUAAUUUAUGAAGAAACCCGAGGCGUCUUAAAAGUUUUCUUGGAAAAUGUAAUUCGUGAUGCUGUUACAUACACUGAACAUGCUAAGAGAAAGACUGUCACUGCUAUGGAUGUCGUCUAUGCAUUGAAACGUCAAGGCCGCACACUUUAUGGUUUCGGAGGUUAA
Molecule: messenger RNA, 312 nt
Organism: Clunio marinus
Lineage: Eukaryota; Metazoa; Arthropoda; Insecta; Diptera; Chironomidae
Source: the annotation of a GenBank genome assembly